Messenger RNA from Cherax quadricarinatus, 5984 nucleotides. NCBI's taxonomy places the organism in Eukaryota, Metazoa, Arthropoda, Malacostraca, Decapoda, Parastacidae. The record is from RefSeq and is a predicted model, not a curated record.
CUUACCUUACUUCAUCUUCCCACUCUCUUAAGACAUCACCCUAGCUUGCAGCAUCCAUUAAACCCGCAAAUCUGGCCGAGGAAUUGAGUAAUUUAGGGAGUUGAACCCGGCGGGGAGCUUUGGAGCAGACGAUACCGGGCGGCCACUAGUUCCUAGCCAAGAUUAUAAAUAGCUCUACUAUCCAAUUCCCACCGGGUUUUGUGAGUCUGGGCCCUGCCAUCAUCAGGGGAGCCUCUUUUUCUCCCUCUCUGGCUUUUUUCUUUUCAUUUCACCUCAGUGGAAGUUAUUGGGCACUAAUCAGAAUGGAGCUUCAGUUGGUGGAUCAGUUACGAGAAAAGCUAGAAAAAGCUAAGCUUUCUCGGGAAGAGCUUCAGAGAAUUUUCCCACCGAGCCUGUUCAAGAGGCAUAGGCACGAGGCUGCACCUUAUGUUCCAUACUCCUUCCAAAAGAUUAAGUUGGAAGCUGAAGCAAGACUCAACCAACCUGGAGUUCCAGUCAAGCCAAAGAUACCCCAUAAUCAGGUCCAGAGGUAUCUGAAGGAGUUUGCCGAUGCAAAGGAAGCAGGACGGUUUGCACACCUGCCCCCAGAUCAACUUGAGAGGCUUGAGGAGGAGGUGAAGACAGCAGCAGCAGACUCUGAUAAAUCAAAAGACCUUGAAGAGUUUCUGAGAGCUGUCCGUGAGGAUCAAGCUAAGCCACAAGGUGGUGGAAAGGACCUUGGAAGCACCUCACACUUGGAAACAGAAGGUGAAGGAGCAGAAGCACGUGAACCACAUCCUGUUCCAGCUGAGGGCAAGUUCAUCGGUCAGUCAACUUCAGAAGUCCCUGAUCUUCCUCCUGUUGAGGUCAUCCCACCCCCACCUGAGUUUCCUGCAGAUCCUUGGCAGGCAUUUUUAGACUACAUGGCGGCCACCGAAGGAGGACCAGAUACACAAAUCAUCCCUGGCCAGGAAGGCCACAUUAUUGAACGUGGCAUGCAUAAGGGCAAGGGCAUUGCUGUCCUAACAAGUGGAGGCGACUCCCAGGGCAUGAAUGGCGCUGUCCGCGCAGUUGUGCGUAUGGGAUUGUAUGUAGGAGCUAAUGUAUUUUUCAUCAAAGAGGGUUAUCAGGGCAUGGUCGAUGGUGGUGACAAUAUUGUUGAAGCUAACUGGUCAUCUGUAUCAGGAAUUAUCCACAAGUUGAUAGCAGAGUGGAUCAUAUAUAGUGGUGCCCCAGGGUCUAAUGUGUGUCUCAGGGUUGUAAAUAAAAGUUUGGAAGCAUAUAUAGCAGAAAGUUCAACAUUAGGUGUUCCCAAAAUAUUAAUAUCAAGAGAAAUUACAGAAGAAGAGCAGAAAACGUAUUCUCACCUUAAUAUUGUCGGCAUGGUUGGGUCCAUUGAUAAUGACUUCUGUGGAACUGACAUGACCAUUGGCACUGACUCUGCCCUUCAUAGGAUAAUUGAGGCAGUGGAUGCCAUUGCUUCAACUGCAUACUCUCAUCAACGAUGCUUCAUCCUGGAAGUCAUGGGUAGACACUGUGGAUAUUUGGCUCUAGUAGCAGCUUUAAGCUCUGAGGCAGACUUUGUUUUCAUUCCUGAGAACCCUCCUCCUGAGAACUGGGGUGAGAAGAUAUGUAAAAAGCUGCAGCAGGAAAGAUCUAUGGGUCAACGUUUGAAUAUUAUCAUUGUUGCUGAAGGAGCUAUUGAUCAGCAGGAUGUGCCUAUCACCGCUGAAGGGGUUAAAAAAGUCAUUGUUGACAAGCUCGGCUUUGAUACUCGUGUGACUGUUCUUGGUCACGUUCAGCGUGGUGGCUCUCCCUCUGCAUUUGACCGACUUUUGGGUUGCCGUAUGGGUGCAGAGGCUGUUCUUGCCCUCAUGGAAGCUACCCCAGAGACGGAGCCAUGCGUCAUCUCACUUGACGGUAACCAAGCAGUGCGUGUGCCUCUGAUGGGCUGUGUCCUCAAGACUCAAGCUGUUGCUCGGGCUUUGCAGGAUCACAGAUGGGAUGAUGCUGUCCAGAUGCGAGGAAGGAGUUUUGCCCGUAACCUUGACACCUACAAAAUGCUGACAAGAUUGAAGCCUCCAAAGGUCAUUGAAGGAGGAAAGAACUCGACCUGGUAUCAGACACCUACACCAGCCAACACCCAGCUGUUCCAAACUGCAAGUACUCUUCUACAAACAUUAGCAAAAAAAAAUGUCCUUGGGAAGAACAUGGGUAUAACUACAUUAAAUCACAGUGGGUAUAACUACACUAACUCAAGAAAUCGUAAUGACACGAUUGCAAAUAAACCAGCAGUCCUGGUCCGGUCUGAUUCAGAUGAGGCUCCAGAGGGAAAGCAAAACACAGUUUUGGACAGAGGUGACUUGGGAGGCUUCAAUCUAGGAGUGAUGCACAUAGGUGCUCCUGCGUGUGGUAUGAAUGCUGCUAUUCGGUCGUUUGUGAGGAACUGUAUCUACUGUGGUGACACAGUGUAUGGCAUUCAUGAUGGUAUCGACGGACUUGUGGAAGGCAAUAUCCAGGAAAUGACAUGGACUGAAGUAACAGGAUGGGUUGGUCAGGGUGGAGCCUUCCUGGGCACCAAACGCACGUUGCCCGACAAGCACUUUGACCAGGUGGCUGCACGUCUGCGAGAGUACAAGAUGCACGCCCUGCUGAUUGUUGGUGGUUUUGAAGCUUAUCACGCACUGCUGCAGUUGUAUGAGGCCCGUGGCAAGUACCCAGAAUUCUGCAUUCCCAUGGUUGUCAUCCCCUCUACUAUCAGUAACAACGUUCCAGGCAGUGACUUCAGUCUAGGGUGUGAUACUGCUCUUAAUGAAAUCACUGAGAUUUGUGACAGAAUUAGGCAGUCUGCUCAGGGAACUAAACGCCGUGUGUUUGUUGUGGAAACUAUGGGAGGAUAUUGUGGUUACCUAGCAACCCUGGCUGGUCUUGCCGGAGGUGCUGAUGCUGCCUACAUCUAUGAGGAACAAUUUGGUAUUCAGGAACUACAGCUUGAUGUUUAUCACAUGGCAGCCAAAAUGGCUGAAGGUGUCCAGCGGGGCCUCGUUUUACGAAAUGAGAAUGCCAAUGAUAAUUACACGACUGAUUUUAUCUUUAGAUUAUUUUCUGAAGAAGGUAAAGGCAUCUUCAGUUGCAGGAAAAAUGUCUUGGGGCACAUGCAGCAAGGAGGUUCUCCAUCUGUGUUUGACCGUAACAUGGGCACAAAGAUGGCAGCCAAGACAGUCACGUGGUUGACAGACCAGAUGCUUGCCCAUCAUCGUGAGGAUGGCUCAGUGUUUUGUGAUGAGCCACAGACAGCUGUAUUACUUGGUCUCCAAAAGAGAUCUUAUGUAUUCCAGCCUGUAAUCGAGUUGAAACAUCAGACUGAUUGGCAGCACCGUAUUCCAGUCAAUCAGUGGUGGUUGAAGCUUCGCCCUCUUCUCCGUAUCCUGGCCAAACACGAAGCUGCAUAUCACGAAGAGGGUAUCAAUGUUAAAGAAGUGGAAGAAGCUUUGGACUAAAUACAGUAGACAGCCAUCAUAUGUUAACCUUAUUUCUGUUGUUAGAUGUUUCUAAUUCUGCGAUUAUUGUUUUUAAUACCAUUUGUUAUGAGAACACACUAAUUAUCUUUGAUAAUGAAUUUUGUUUUUCUAUCUAUUUUAGCCCAGUUAUUUUUCAGGGAAUUUACAAUGGAAGUUAAACAGUUUAGGGAUGUAGCACAUGUAUGAGGAUCUCAUUUUUAUUUUUAUUUUUUAAAAAAGCUUGAAGUAUUGUGUAAAAAAAAAAAAAAGUGGGCUUUGAUAUCUGUUGUAUAAAAUGCUCAGUGUAGAGUUUUCUUGACCAGUUCCUUGUCUCGUAUUUUAUUGGUAAAUUGGCUAGGUAACUGGGAAUAACCUUGAAUUAUACAUAUACUGAAUAUUUUUCAGUAUGCAGUAUGCUAAUUAGUUGUGAUAUGUAAUAUUUUAAGUUAACAAUGUACGGCUUAUUGCAUUCUGAUAUACCGGGUAAUAAGUGUAAUAUGCACUAGAUUCUGCAAGCUGUUGUAGAUCAACUGGGUUGUAAUGGCCAUGAAAGCCACCAAGUAGCAAUAGACUGUUUCAACAGUAAGUUAUCAGGAAUGUUUUGUCUUAGCCCUAGUUCUGAAUUAAGAGAAAUCCCUUAUCAGCUAUAGUUUAAUUAUUCUACUUAUAUGCAAAAAACAAGCACUAAACCCUUACGAAUCACACAGUGCUGCAGCCAUAGUUAUAGUACAGGUAAUACUCUUAUUACCAACUUUCAGAAAAUCAUUGUGUAUUUAGCCACAGUAUCUGCUUCCUCUUAAAGCACAUUAUUAUUUUUAAUUCAUAUAAAAGCUAAUGCGAAUACCUUUUAACAACAUUAAAGAAUGCAUAAUCGAUUUGAAGAAGCUUGUUUGAAAUCUGAGAAAGGCUAAGAGCAUGUUUAAAUCAUUUCCAAAAUUCAAUGGAUGCCAUUUUUUACUUGUAAAAACCUUUUUUUUAUGGAGAUUAAGAACUGAAAUUACAGGACUUUCAUUUAAUAUUGUGGUUAUUAUUAUAAUUUUUAUUAUUUGUAAUGGUAAUGCUAUUAUUAUUGGUGGUAAUGGUUGUAAUUGUAUUAUAUGUAUUUCAUUGUUAUUAAUAUUUUAUCAAAAUAUAUUUUCUUGCUGAAGUACAUGGAUUUUUAAAGCUCAGGUGUCACUGUAAAGGAGCCAUGCUAUUGCUUAAACAAUGUGCUUCAUCCCCAGAUCCUGUUUUCAUACAUCAGGUGGCAAGUUACUGUAUGUUAAAAUAGUAACCCUCUCAUAGCUCCUUCAGUACAGUCCAAUAUGUAUAUACAAGUAUGAACAGGAAUUGUCAGAAUUAAAUACCAGUGUAUGGUACAUAAAGGAGUGGUCAAGAUUAAAUAUAUGGGGGUAAAAAAAAAAAAGGAGGGGUGGACAUAAAUUGAUUUAUAAGUGUGAAAAGGAAUGAUUAAAAUUCAGCAUAUGGGUAAAAGUUAUAAAAAUUCAGUGCUCAUUCACAUGUUAAUUUGCACAACUUUGAAGUAACAUCAAUGUUUCACUUUCCAUACAUUUAACUAUUUUUUUUUUUUUUACCAUUAUUUGUUUAUAUUAAACUCUCUGCCUUGUACUAUAGCAGUGCCUUUACAGGAAAGUCUCUAGUCAAGAACGUUAAAAAAAUUCUGAUAAGUACAUCUUUGGCUAAUCAUUUUAUUUUCAUUUAUUUAUGAUUCAUUUUUUUCAAUAUUCAUGUGCUUAUGUACUUGCUGCUUGUAUUCAUUUUCACAUCACUAUAGCAAUCUCUAAUUUGGAAUUUACACAUUGGUAAAAAGAUUUGCCAAAUUAUUUUUCUAAUUUCCUUAAAAGCGAUUUCUUUAAAACAAUUAUUUUAGCUAGUAUUAUUGGUAAUUUUACAAAAUAGCAUUAUCUAAAAUUUUGAAUCUGAUUUUACUCAAAAUCUGAACAACAAAAAAUCCAGAUUUUAGGUUAAAAAAUAGUGUAAUACUAGUUUUUCGAAACUAGAAACACUAUGUUAUUGUUCAGAUUUUUUUUCAUAAUUUAAAAACGCCUAUCGCUAAACAAAAACGUCCAAUUAAGAUAAUAUUCUGUGUACCUGUAUAGAUAUACAGGUAUACAGUACUUUGACAUAAAAUAAUAUAUGACUACCUUACAAGAUAUUUUAUGAAUAUAAAUCAUCGCAAAUGAAUGACACUUGUAACGUGGUCUCAAUGAUUUACAGAUGUGCCUGCCUAAAAUACUGAUUUUUUUUUUUUUUUAAUUACUACUAUAGCAACAAUAUACAUAUAUGGCAGGGACUUGUUGGAAAUGUCAAGCAUUUGGUAGGGAAACUUUGUGCCAUAGAUCUCUUUUAAAGAUUGUACUCUAUUGAUUAUCAGAUCCACUGCUCUUUGUACUGAGAAAAAUGUUACUUCAUAUAUGAUGAAUCCUUAUCUGUAUCUCAUCUUUCCCAGUACCUUGGCUGUCCUCAGUGUGCGCUGGCAUUAUAUAAAUAAAUCGUUAUAUAUCA